Messenger RNA from Xenia sp. Carnegie-2017, 3993 nucleotides. Its product is annotated as zinc finger protein 721-like. The transcript is spliced from 11 exons. NCBI's taxonomy places the organism in Eukaryota, Metazoa, Cnidaria, Anthozoa, Malacalcyonacea, Xeniidae. The coding region runs from base 532 to 3993 and encodes 1153 amino acids. Gene Ontology annotation, biological process: regulation of transcription by RNA polymerase II. Gene Ontology annotation, molecular function: histone methyltransferase activity; RNA polymerase II cis-regulatory region sequence-specific DNA binding; DNA-binding transcription factor activity. The record is from RefSeq and is a predicted model, not a curated record.
AUAUCGGCAUUUUAAUAUCUGUUAAUUGGUAUAUCGCUAAAAAUGUAUAUUGGUGCAUCACUAGUGAUAACACUUUAACAUUUCUCAGAACCCAAGAAUACCAGCCAUGGACAAUACCAACAAGUCAUUAUGUACAAUCAAAGCUCAAGUUUUUAAAACAACAUUAAAAACUGAAGUCAUGAAGAAAUUUGCAAAUAAACAGGUAUGUUUUAGAAAAUGGAUAAAAGGAAAGGAUGAGCGCUAAGUAAAAAUUUUCACAUUUUUUGGAUAAAUUUCAAUCAAACGUUUUUACAGGUUUCUUCUAAAAGAAUCGGUAAUUCGUCGACAUCAAAACCCAAGGUCAAAGAUAUAAAUGACAAAAAAACUAAAUCCAUUAUUAAAAGAAAAUCUAUCAAAUAUAACUGUAAAGCUCUGAAAAAGACUUCUCUAAGACGAUCAUUAAGAAAGUCAGCGAGAAAGAUUUAUACAGAGGAAGAUGUACCUUAUGAUGAUCUUAACAUUUUACAUCAAUGGAAGGGAACAUCAAAUGCUAUGAAGACACUUCCAAAAGAUCUUUACAUAAAUACCGCUACAAUCCCCAACGCAGGCAGGGGUGUUUUUACAAAGAAAAAAGUGGAAAUUGACGCUCCUUUUGGACCAUACAGAGGAGAGGUACUUUCGCUUAAAGACGCAGAGGAUGGAAGAGAUCCAGCGUAUAUGUGGGAGAUUGUACAAGGAGGAAAGGUUGUAUAUUGCAUUGAUGGUAAGGAUCUUGCUCAAGGUAAUUGGAUGAGAUUUGUGAAUUGUGCAAGAUUUGAAGAAGAACAAAAUAUAAUUGCAUAUCAAUAUAAUGGAGAAAUUUACUACCGAGUUUAUAAAGAGAUUGAAGCCCAUAAAGAAUUGCUUGUUUGGUAUGGAGAUGAGUAUGCUGAACAGUUGGGAAUAUCCUUGUUUGAUGAGGAAGAUAAUGACAAACAUCAGUUUGAAGUUGGAGGUCACAGCUGUAGACACUGUGGAAGGAUGUAUACUUAUCCCGAUUAUUUAGAGAAACAUUUAAAACGAUGUCCAAUGCUUGUUUGUACGAAUCCCUGGGAAUGUCCACGUUGUGGUCGAAAGUACAGUAGUGAAGACUAUCUAAAUGUUCACAUGAAAAAUGAAUGCGGAAAAAAUCCACGAUUAAAACGACAUGUGAGGGUUCAAACAGGAGAGAAACCUUAUCAAUGCAAACAUUGUGGUAAAACAUUUAGACACCUUUCUAAAUUGAAUGAACAUGUUAGGAUACAUACUGGAAAGAAACCUUACCAAUGUGAAAAUUGUGGUAAAAGAUUUACACUGCUUGGUAACUUAAGACGUCAUGGUAUGAUACAUACAGAAGAGAAACCUUGUAAUUGUGAACAUUGUGGUAAAACAUUUUCACAGAAUUGUGAUUUGAAUAAACACCUUAGGAUACAUACAGGAGAGAAACCUUAUAAAUGUGAACAUUGUGGUAAAACAUUUACCCACAAUAGUGCCUUGAAUAGACACGUUAGGAUACAUACAGGAGAGAAACCUUAUAAAUGUGAACAUUGUGGUAAAAUGUUUUUACAGAAUUGUGAUUUAAAUAAACACCUUAGGAUACAUACAGGAGAGAAACCUUAUCAAUGUCAACAUUGUGGUAAAACCUUUACACUGCUUGGUAACUUAAAACGUCACAUAAAGAUACAUACAGGAGAGAAACCUUAUCAAUGUAAACAUUGUGGUAAAAGAUUUGCACAACUUUCUAACUUAAAAAGCCACGUAAGGAUACAUACGGGAGAGAAACCUUACAAAUGUGAACACUGUGGUAAAACUUUUAUAUGGGAUAUAGCCUGGAAAAAACACCUUAGGAAACAUACAGGAGAGAAACCUUAUCAAUGUCAACAUUGUGGUAAAACAUUUACAGGGCAUAGUGAGUUAAAUCAACACCUUAGGAUACAUACUGGAGAGAAACCUUAUCAAUGUGAACAUUGUGGUAAAAACUUUAAUAACAAGAGUCACUUGAAAACACACAUUAGGAUACAUACUGGGGAGAAACCUUAUCGAUGUGAACAUUGUGGUAAAACAUUUACAGAGCAUGGUAGCUUUAAACGUCACUUUAGGAUACAUACUGGAGAGAAACCUUAUCAAUGUGAACAUUGUGGUAAAACAUUUACAAACAAGUGUGACUUGAAAACACACAUUAGGAUACAUACUGGGGAGAAACCUUAUCAUUGUGAACAUUGUGGUAAAAGAUUUAAUAAGUCUAAUAAUUUAAAAAGACACAUGAAGAUACACACAAGAAAACCUUAUGUCUCUGAAAAGACUUCUUUAAGACGAUCAUUAAGAAAGUCAUCCAAAAGAUUUAUACAGGAAGAUGUACCUGAUGAUGAUCUUAACAUUUUACAUCAAUGGAAGGGAACAUCAAAUGCUAUGAAGACACUUCCAAAAGAUCUUUACAUAAAUACCGCUACAAUCCCCAACGCAGGCAGGGGUGUUUUUACAAAGAAAAAAGUUGAAAUUAACACUCGUUUUGGACCAUACAGAGGAGAGGUACUUUCGCUUAAAGACGCAGAGGAUGGAAGGGAUCCAGCGUAUAUGUGGGAGAUUGUACAAGGAGGAAAGGUUGUAUAUUGUAUUGAUGGUAAGGAUCUUGCUCAAGGUAAUUGGAUGAGAUUUGUGAAUUGUGCAAGAUUUGAAGAAGAACAAAAUAUAAUUGCAUAUCAAUAUAAUGGAGAAAUUUACUACCGAGUUUAUACAGAGAUUGAAGCCCAUAAAGAAUUGCUUGUUUGGUAUGGAGAUGAGUAUGCUGAACAGUUGGGAAUAUCGUUGUUUGAUGAGGAAGAUAAUGACAAACAUCAGUUUGAAGUUGGAGGUCACAGCUGUACACACUGUGGAAGGAUGUAUACUUAUCCAGAUUAUUUAAAGAAACAUUUAAAACGAUGUCCAAUGCUUGUUUGUACGAAUCCCUGGGAAUGUCCACGUUGUGGUCGAAAGUACAGUAGUGAAGACUAUCUAAAUGUUCACAUGAAAAAUGAAUGCGGAAAAAAUCCACAAUUAAAACGACAUGUGAGGGUUCAAACUGGAGAGAAACCUUAUCAAUGCAAACAUUGUGGUAAAACAUUUAGACAGCUUUCUAAAUUGAAUGAACAUGUUAGGAUACAUACUGGAGACAAACCUUACCAAUGUGAAAAUUGUGGUAAAAGAUUUAGAUAUCUUCGUAACUUAAAACGUCAUGGUAUGAUACAUACAGGAGAGAAACCUUAUAAAUGUGAACAUUGUGGUAAAAGAUUUUCACGGAAUUGUGCUUUGAAUGAACACCUUAGGAUACAUACAGGAGAGAAACCUUAUCAAUGUCAACAUUGUGGUAAAACCUUUACACUGCUUGGUAGCUUAAAGCGUCAUGGUACGAUACAUACAGGAGAGAAACCUUAUCAAUGUAAACAUUGUGGUAAAAGAUUUGCAGUGCUUGGUAACUUAAAAAGUCACCUAAGGAUACAUACGGGAGAGAAACCUUAUAAAUGUGUACAUUGUGGUAAAAAAUUUUCACGGAAUUCUGCUUUGAAUAAACACCUUAGGAUACAUACAGGAGAGAAACCUUAUCAAUGUCAACAUUGUGGUACAACAUUUACAGAGCAUGGUAGCUUUAAACGUCACUUUAGGACACAUACAGGAGAGAAACCUUAUCAAUGUCAACACUGUGGUAAAACAUUUACUCAGGUUUGUAGCUUAAAAAGUCACGUAAUGAUACAUACUGGAGAGAAACCUUAUCAAUGUGAACAUUGUGGUAAAAGAUUUAAUAGGAAGAGUAACUUGAAACAACACGGUAAGAUCCAUGCUCGAGAGAAACCUUAUCAAUGCAAACAUUGUGGUAAAACAUUUAGACAUCUUUCUACAUUAAAUGAACAUGUUAGGAUACAUACUGGAGACAAACCUUACCAAUGUGAAAAUUGUGGUAAAACAUUUACACUGCUUGGUAACUUAAAACGUCAUGGUUGGUGCAUCGCCAAGAAGAAUUGA